UCGGCUAGCAUGAAGAGCAAUCUUGCGGCAUUUUGGGCAGACAGGCUAUAUCUUAUUGUCAAUGAGGUUUCAAUGGUCGGUCAUGCUUUUCUUGCGAUGUUGUCAUACAUACUCUCAGUUGCAAAGUCUGCAUCUGGCAGCGGUCAUAGUGACCAGGCAUUCGGAGAAGUCCAUGUCAUUAUUGUUGGAGAUUUCCAUCAAUUUCAACCUGUAGCAACUCGAAGAUCUGCUCCAUUAUUCUGGCCAUGUGACACUGCAAGGGACACCACAGAUGAGCAGCUGGGUCGGAAUGUUUACGAGGAGUUCACAGUGGUGGUUCAAUUGAAGGAACAAAUCUAUUGGGAACAUGUUCACUAUAGGAUUUCUCAUGAACACCACAUCAGGUUGCUUCGUUCACUUACCAUCACCAAUCCAAAGUGUCCUCCAACAAGUUUCAGUAUACCACCAUGGAAUGAUGCAGUGCUCAUAACUCCUCGUCAUGCUGUACGCAAACAGUGGAAUGCUGCCAUGGGCCAAGAGUUCUGCAGGAGAACAGACAGACAGUUAUUAGUAUCCGCUGCAUAUGACACAAUCCAUGGAUGCCCACUGACAUUAGAAGAAAGACUUGCGGUGGCAAUGAAGCAGAAGAAAGGAAGCAGCCAAGAGGCAAGGGGAGGACUGCCACAUGAGGUUGAUGUGAUGGUCACAUUCAAUGUUGAGACAGAUCUUGAUGUGGAAAAUUGUAGCCAGCUGCCGCUGCCAUCUGCUUAUGCAUUCACUGACUACAGGUCACAAGGACAAACAAUCAGUCACUCAAUCAUAGAUAUAGGCACUCCACAAAACUCAAACUGUUUAAUGCAUCCAUCCAAACAUCUCAGAGGAUGA
Molecule: messenger RNA, 864 nt
Organism: Suillus discolor
Lineage: Eukaryota; Fungi; Basidiomycota; Agaricomycetes; Boletales; Suillaceae
Exons: 2
Biological process (GO): DNA repair; telomere maintenance
Molecular function (GO): DNA helicase activity
Source: RefSeq, a predicted model, not a curated record